AAAGUUUAAUAAAACUAGAUGUCCAACUUGAAGAUAAUAAAUAUGAAAUAAGAAUAGAUAAUCAGCUUAGAGGUAAUGAAAGUAGAAUAGGAAUAGAUAGUGACGAUGAUAAAAUAGAUAGUCAGCUUGAAGAUAAUGAAGAUAGAAUAAGAAUAGAUAGUCAGCUUGAAGAUAAUAAAAAUAAAAUACUUAGAGAUAAUAAAG
This is a messenger RNA of Racocetra fulgida, 204 nucleotides long. The record is from the annotation of a GenBank genome assembly. Lineage: Eukaryota; Fungi; Glomeromycota; Glomeromycetes; Diversisporales; Gigasporaceae.